Molecule: messenger RNA, 544 nt
Organism: Drosophila persimilis
Lineage: Eukaryota; Metazoa; Arthropoda; Insecta; Diptera; Drosophilidae
Exons: 3
Coding region: 118-495 (125 amino acids)
Source: RefSeq, a predicted model, not a curated record
CAAAAUCGCCAAAAAAUCCCUAAUAAUAUUGAACAUGUGUACUGGAUCAUCAUCGUCGUCUGGAGCAGUGAGUUUGGCCCGGUGCGCAACCGUAAAGCGCUGGAUGAGCGCGUGUGCAUGUUGCGGCAGGAGACGUGGACAUUGUACAGCGCCGUGCAGAGUGGAUGGAGCGAUCGCCGUGGUCCUCCAGGUGACCCGGGACUCGGCCAAAUUUGUGUGGCGAUGGUUGCCAGCAGCCAUGAAGUGCAGGAAAACCAUCCCUGCGUGGAUUCGGAUGCGCCAUGUGUGCAGCGCAAGCGUGUCCAAAUUGGCAUUCAUGGCCUGCCAGCAGCCGUGGUGACGCUCGUCGAUUGGACCCCUCCGGAGCCCGGAUGCCGUGGUGACGCCCAUGGAGAAGCAUCGGAGGAACGACUGGAGGUAUCGCCCGGUGUCGCAAGCGUGUUUUCACACGCUUCAGGAAUACCGACAAAGACCAACACAGGAGUAUUGGUCUAGCUGCGGCCGGAUUGCGGCAUCCCAGUGAGCGGCGCCUUGCUGCAACAGA